This is a messenger RNA of Eupeodes corollae, 5183 nucleotides long. RefSeq lists its product as uncharacterized. The coding region runs from base 3707 to 4948 and encodes 413 amino acids. Gene Ontology annotation, biological process: sensory perception of smell; detection of chemical stimulus involved in sensory perception of smell. Gene Ontology annotation, cellular component: plasma membrane. The record is from RefSeq and is a predicted model, not a curated record. The transcript has 6 exons. Gene Ontology annotation, molecular function: odorant binding; olfactory receptor activity. NCBI's taxonomy places the organism in Eukaryota, Metazoa, Arthropoda, Insecta, Diptera, Syrphidae.
AAAAAAUACAAUCUUUAUCAUUAGAAAACAUCAUUGUAACUCAAGUAUUUUUUAACUACGCCCUAGCAACCGAUAAUAUUGCUGUUACAAUUGAACCACUCCAAAAAUCUAAAGUUGUUCCGCAUUGCAAACGUUGCCAAGAUUUUGGUCAUACCCAAAAAUACUGCAACCGAGAGUUUGCUUGUGUAAAGUGCGAAGGAAAACAUGCAACUAAAAAUUGUCCUAUGAGCAAAGAUCAGAAAGCAAAAUUCCAAGAGUUCAGAAGCAAAAAUAUAUCUGCUAGAGACAAACCCAGAAACACAGUAAAUAUCGAUUUAACUGCUGAAAACAAUACUAAGAAGGAACCGCCCAAAAAGGCUGUUCAAAGUAAAAGCGAUGAAAAUAAAGCAUAUUCUCAGAUUGUUAAAAAUGUGCGGAAGAAUGAAGAGACUUCCAUAAAAGAAAUGGUACAACUUAUUCUUCAAAGAAUUAAUAAACAGGAUUUGAAUAUCAAACUGCUUAGCGAAAAAGUCGCUCUUAAAAAACAAUGAUGGACAGAACACUUAAAAUCGCUACAUGGAACGCAAACGGUCUUAUACAACAUUCAUCCGAAUUAAAAAUCUUUUUAGAUCUAGAAAAUAUCAAUAAUGGUCUCAAUGGUGUCCGAAACUUAUUUCUCCAAUGGGCAAAGUCUAGAUUAUGUAAUAAAAAACUAUUCAUGUUACGACGCUCCACAUCCAGCUGGCAAGGCAAGAGGUGGAUCGGCUAUUCUUAUAAAAGAAAGCUCAAAACAUUAUGAAGUAACCAAGUUUACUAGUGAAAAUAUGCAAGUAAAAACUAUUAGUAUUGGUAUGAGAAAGAAAGAGUUUAAGAUAGCAGCUAUAUACUGCCCACCAAGGCGCUCCCCGACAGAAGAUGACUAUACAGAUCUAUUUAAUCUUCUUGGGCAUAACUUUCUUGUUGGUGGAGACUUCAAUGCGAAACACACCCAUUGGGGUUCAAGACUUAUAUAAACAAAAGGCAAAAGACUUUUCCAAGCAGGCCGUAAAUACAAUUGUGAAUUCUAUUCCUCCAGGUCGCCAACUUACUGGCCUUCCAUUACUAACAAAAUACCAAACGUUAUUGACUUUUUCGUAGCUAAAGGAAUCAAACUAAAUCAUAUUAGUGUCGAAGGUAAUUAUGACCUGUCAUCAGAUCAUACUCCAGUGGUUCUAUCACUAAGUGAAUCGGAAGUACUAAAAAAUAAUCAAAAGCUUGUAAAUAAAAAAACAAACUGGAAUGAUUUUAGAGAAAGGCUUUUAAGUUUUAUAAAUUUAAGAUCUCCCAUGGAUACAAUCGUGCAAAUUGACCAUGAACUGGAACAAUUUAUUGCUGAAGUGCAACAGGCUGCUGAAGAAAGUACUCCAACAUUUUCUAAUAGAAGACAAAAUGAAAUAAAAUAUCCUUUGGAGAUAAGAGAGUUGAUAAUAGAGAAAAGAAGAAGAAAAUGGCAAAAUACUAGAUUUCCAAAUGAUAAAACAACGUUUAACCGUAUAAGCAACAAUCUUAAAAAACAAAUUUACAAAUUCAAAAAUGAUUCACUCAAUACAUUAAUUAGGAAUUUAACGACGGGUGCUUCAACCGAUUUUUCGCUAAGGAAAGCAGUCGAGCGCUUAAAAAGACCGCAGUUACAAAAAUCGCCUUUGAAAUCUCAAUAUGGGAAAUGGAUCGGUAACCCGAAAGAAAAAGCUAACCUUUUCGCUGAACAUCUUGGGAAUAUUUUUAAGGCAUACUCAUCAAACGAGGCUGAAAAUAGCUUACAGUUUCUUGAUAAGAUAGAUGAAAGUGAAAUACCAAUUGUAAGACUUAAAGAAAUAAAAAGUAUGUGUUUACAUCAACUAUCCAAUAAAAAAUCACCAGGUUGCGAUCUAAUUACUGCUCAGGUUAUGAUAGAAAUGCCAUUGAAAGCCUUUAUAAAACUCCAAUAUAUAAUAAAUGCAUGUCUUAAGCACCGGUAUGUCCCACACCAUUGGAAAAUUGCUGAAGUAAUUGUCAUACUAAAGCAAGGUAAACCACUAACGGAAGUGACGGCUUACAGACCAAUCGCUUAUACCAAUUAUGGCAAAAGUUUUUGAAAAACUGCUUCUGAAGAAACUUAGCAAAAUCAUAGAAGAAAGAAGGUUUAUCACAAACCAUCAGUUUGGCUUUAGAAAUAAACAUUCCACGAUAGAACAAGUUCAUAGAAUAGCGGAUGUAAUAGAAAAAGCAUUAGAAGAAAAACAAGUAUGUUCAGCUAUUUUCUUAGAUGUUGCUCAAGUUUUUGACAAGGUUUGGCAUGAGGGACUUGAGUACAAACUGCAAAGGGAUCUCCCCAGGGAGUACUUUGAAAUAUUAAAAUCGUACAUCUCAGACCGAUUGUUUAGAGUAAGGUACGAUCAAGAAUACUCGGAAUUGAAGAAAAUAGAAGCCGGUGUACCACAAGGAAGUGUCCUAGGUCCAACCCUGUAUUUACUAUACACAGGGAUAUUCCAGUUGGUAAUCACACCAUAAUGGCUACUUUUGCAGAUGAUACCGCAAUUUUGGUACCCGACAAAUGUGUCUCUAAGGCAGCAGUAAAACUACAAAAUGCCCUCGACACAGUGAGAUCUUGGACCGAAAAAUGGAGUAUCAAGCUCAAUGAAACAAAAUCUUCACAUAUAAACUUUACAAAUAAAAAGAUAAACAAUAUUCUAAUAAUCAUUAAUAAUCAAGCUGUACCUUACGCCAAUACGGCCAAAUACCUUGGAAUGACUUUGGAUGCAAAACUAAAGUGGAAAGAGCACAUCAAAAAGAAAAGAGAGUUAAUGCACCUUGGUACAUAAGAAAUACCGAUCUACAUCGUGACUUACAAAUAGAAAUGGUUACAGAAGUUGUUAAAAAAUACGCUGUAUCGCACAACCAGAGACUGCAAAGUCAUAUUAAUUCUGAAAUGGAGUCCGUCUUGAAUAUAAGAAACCAUGUUUGGAGAUUAAGAAGAACCAAGCCUCAUGAGCUUAUGGUCUAAAAAAAACAUGGGAAAUUAUUAAAACUUUAAACUUCCCCCAAAGUGAUUGUACAAAGUUAAGAAAGAAAAAUCGGAAGUCGAUCCUUCAAGAUUGGUCGAUCCUUCAAGAUGUUACCUUCUGCAACGAGUUAACAUCAAAAUUUGGAUUUAUCUGCAUAAAAAUUCCAAUGCGUAAUCUAUCUUACAUGAAUUCAUUUUUGUGUUUGUAGUCCUACUCUUCAAUUUUAAUUCAAUUCAAUUAUCAGGACAUUUACAAGUUUGACUCAAUUUGCUCUAAAUAUGCAAAUCUAUUUUUCGUAUUUUCAUAAAACACAGCAUUUUUUAUUGUUAUAUUUUACUUAGCCCAAGAUUAGCAAUUGAUGCCAUGCACCUUGUAAUUUAGUUAUUUAGAAUUUAAUUGUCAGUUUGAUAUUUCUGGUAAAUAUUUUAGAAUUCAAGUUGCGAAUGUAGUGAGUAAAGAACUGGCUUUCAUAUGAUGACGGUAUUAUAAUUUUAAUUGGUAAUAAGAACAAGAAGGAUCCAAUUAAUGAAUCAAGGAUGUCCUUCCCUAUGUAUACAUAAAUGCCAAUUAAACUGUGAUGAAUAAAUGAGCAUUUUUAAACUUAUAUAAAUCAGUUAAAACACAUUAUUCACAACACACUUCAAUUUUGCUGGCUAGUCAGUGACUUGAGUAAAUUUAUUGAAAUUUAACACAUUACUUUUAGUAUGAAAUUCUUCAUUCCAACUACUGCUCGGGGCGACAAAAUUGAAUCCAUAAUGUUUUGGCUUUUGAAGUUUAACUGUGUUUGGCCUUUGGCCAAGUAUUGUCCAGAGUACCAAAAUUUUAUUGUAAAUUGCUUAGUUUGGAUAUUGCUGUCAGGCUUUUUUGCAACGUUCUAUGCAGAGUAUCUUUUUAUCAAAGUUAACCAAAAGGACAUAUCACAGGUAGCCGAAGGACUAUGUGCACUUAUAAUAGGAACGCAAGGUAUAGUAAGAGUAUUACACUUGAUCUUUCGUCGCAACAAAAUGAGGGAUAUUUUGCAGAAGUUUUACAAACAAAUAUACAUCGAUAAAAUAGAGAAUGAAAAACUACACAAAAACUGUGAAAAUAGUUUACGAUUGGUGUAUUUUAUGACUUGGUCAUUUCUGCUCACUCUCUUUUUUAUCUAUCUUAGCGCAGCAAUUAAAGUGGCUAGAGAUCCAAAGUCCAAUUCAAAGCCAUAUUUAGUAAAAAUGGAAUUUUUUUACAAUGCUCAAGAACCCUGGAAGUAUGCAUUUACGGUCAUAUACACGGGGUAUGUAGGAUUUUGUACAGCUUGCAUAAUUUCUGCUGAAGAUUUCAUUGUGGGUACUACUCUUACACACUGCGCAGCAAGAUAUAGUAUAUUGCAUGAAGAUUUAGCGCAAUUAUAUGAAAAGUCCCUGAUAACGUUCACAUCACUCAAUCAACAGAAAGCGGAUGAGAUCUACGAUGCAUUUCGUGCUAAUUUAAAAGUGAUUAUUAAGAAGCAGCAAAAUCUAGAUAAGUUCUUUCAGGAGCUCCAGUCAUUUCUUAGUCUGCCGAUAUUUUCUUUGGUUCUAUUUGGAGUUUUUCUAAUGUGCACUGUCGCUUUUGCUUUACAAAGGAACGGCCUUAGCUUGGAAACAUUUCGAUACUUUUUCUGGUUGGUAUCUAUUUGCCUGCAGUUUUUAAUGAUUGGAUCUUUUGGUCAGCGCUGCACAGACGCGGCUGCUCAAAUGUCGGAAUCAUACUACAUGUGUAAAUGGGAAUUUCUUUUAUUCUAUGGCGAUACGAAAGCUAACAUUAGACUUAUUAAAGACAUAAGCUUUGGAAUUUAUCGGUCUCAGAAAUCUUUGCAUCUCAAUGGAAUGAAUUUUAUUGAUUUAUCUUCGAAAAGUAUUGGCUCGGCCAUGAGCUCUUCGGUUUCCUAUUUUAUGUUUUUAAAUGAGAUGGAUAAAAUCGGCUAAAAAAUCACUAACAACUGUCCUAAAAACCAUAAGGAUUUGAAAUUUAGUAAAAUAAACAUAAAAGCUUAAUGCACACACAAAUGCAAAUCACAGAUUUUUAACAGCUAAAUAUGCAAAUUAUUCAAACGUCAAAUUCUUUAAACAAAAACAAGUUAAUAAAAAUAGUUUGAGCUUUAGAAAAUUAAAAAUAAAAGAAAUGUUUGUAUAGAAUUUAAACUUUGUCGAUUAACAAUAA